Mycena indigotica is the source of this 489-nucleotide messenger RNA. Its product is annotated as L-carnitine dehydratase bile acid-inducible protein f. Gene Ontology annotation, molecular function: catalytic activity. The transcript has a single exon. Bases 1 to 489 code for a protein of 162 amino acids. The record is from RefSeq and is a predicted model, not a curated record. Lineage: Eukaryota; Fungi; Basidiomycota; Agaricomycetes; Agaricales; Mycenaceae.
AUGCUCUCCCCCCUAGUGCACCACAUCUGCACCACCGCGAUCCGACCGCUUUCUGCUCGUACCGCCGCCAAACCAUGUGGCCCACGCUGGGAUAGAACCAUCCGCCGUUCCUCAAACUCACCCAGAAACUCUGCUUUACCGCUCGACGGCGUACGUGUGCUAGAGCUUGGGCAGCUUAUUGCGGGGCCCUUCGCUGGUCAACUCCUCGGGAAUGUUCUCAUAUUCACUGCUCCCCACACUCAGCUCACGUCUCUCAGGCAGUUUGGCGCGGAAGUCAUCAAGGUAGAGCCUCCGAAGAAGGGCGACCCACUUCGAGUCUGGCGUGAGCUGGAUACUGACGGCUGUAGCCCGUGGUUUCGGAGCAUCGGGAGGAACAAGAAGAGUGUUGCGGUCGAUCUUCAUACGGAGCAGGUGUUAGCGCAUGGAGAUGCGCAUGUGACGAGCGAGCGCACAUGGCGGUUAUGUCAUAUGAUAUGUAUGUAUGGAUAG